This is a messenger RNA of Acipenser ruthenus (sterlet), 3302 nucleotides long. RefSeq names its product prominin-2-like. The coding region runs from base 211 to 2679 and encodes 822 amino acids. The record is from RefSeq and is a predicted model, not a curated record. NCBI's taxonomy places the organism in Eukaryota, Metazoa, Chordata, Actinopteri, Acipenseriformes, Acipenseridae. Gene Ontology annotation, cellular component: microvillus; apical plasma membrane; cell surface. The transcript is spliced from 23 exons. Gene Ontology annotation, molecular function: cholesterol binding.
CCAUAAAUACCCUUACAAAGAGUCGAGUAUGAAGCUGUCGUUCGGAUAACUGCAGCGAUUCGGUCGGAUAAUAACUUGAUUAUACUUAUUUUAAGUAGUAUGUAUUGUUUUUAUUAGUGCUGCGUUAGCGAAAUAGGAUUUUUUUUUUAAAUAGUUGGGGUUAGUUUUUAUAUUAUCUCAAUUAUUAUUAUUAUUAUUAUUAUUAUUAGAAUGUCUGUCCGGCGGGGGGGUUUGAUGUUGCUCUGGCUCGCGCUGUCCCUUCUGUUACCUGCCGGACUUCUGACCGACGUGACGUGUCCGGCCGCCCCGCUAAACGCGCUCAAUUUCACUGACAUACCACAGCAACCUGCCGGCCGGGUGACAAGCGAUGCGGGGGCUUUAGCACCCCUGUACGGCUUCGUGAAGUCUUUCCUAGGCUGCGUGCAACCCAAUCCCUUUCCCGAAGAAUUAUUACGGAAUCUGCUGAAUAAUGAGGGCGUCGACGUCAUAAAGGUGGCUCGUUAUGAAGCUGGUUACAUUGUGUGCGCUCUGCUCGGCCUGCUCUUCCUCUUCUUCAUGCCCCUGGUCGGAGCGAUCUUCGCGUGCUGUCGCUGCUGCGGACGGUGUGGGGGCAGGGCCAAAAAGGACCGCGAGGCCUUGCGCUGCCAGCGCAACGCCAUGAUCACAUUCCUCACCAUGACAACCAUCGUCAUCCUUGCAGGGAUGGUUCUGGCUUUCACUGCUAAUGAGAAGGUGACGAAGGCAGUGGAUCCCUCUCUCAGUUCACUGGACUCAACUCUGGAGACUCUCAAGAACUUCGCCAACUCUCUGCCUCAGAAAAUCAACAUUGUUGUUGACCAGUACUCUAUCCCAAAGACCAAAAUCAAAGGGGAUCUAGAUGGCAUUGGCAGAUUAAUUGGUGAUGAGAUCGCCUCCCAGCUGAACAGUUCUGUGACCGCAGCUCUGGAUGCAGUAUCCGUCAACGUCGAAGAUAUCAAGAGUGUGAUGGACAGCCUGCAGUCCAUCAGAGACAAGAGACAGACUCUGCAGAGCCGACAGCCUGUCCUCGUCACGAACCUGAACGAACGAAAGAGCAGACUGCAGCAAACACUCACGAGCCCCGCCUGCUCAAACUGCCAGCCCCUCUCCCUCUCCACAGACAAGCUGCAGAUAGAGGCAGACUACAGCAAGAUUUCCAGUGUGGACAGCGAGUUGAACAUUAUGAGAGACAUCGCUGCUUAUGAUCUGCAGGGUCAGAUUGAAAAGGGAAAGGAAACAUUCAAGAACGUCCCUCAAAUGGUCAUCAACGAGACCAGCACUGCAGUACAGAGUAUCAAGGCGGCUCUGGAUGGGAUUCAGCCUGAGCUGGACAGACUCCCCUUCCCUUCCCUGAGCUCAGCCACGGCUACCAUCACCAACAUACAGCUGGAACUCAGGAAGCAGGGCCAGGAGGUGCAGCGAUACGACUACAUCAGGUGGAAUGUAUCCAUUGUCCUGUGCUGUAUGAUCCUGCUCAUUGUGCUGCUGAAUUUCCUGGGCCUGGCGUUCGGGAUUGGGGGGGUGUGGUCACGGCAGGAUCCCGGCAAGCCAAACUGCCCAUCCAGCUCGGGAGCAAACCUCCUCAUGGCGAGUGUUGGGUUCAGCUUCCUCUUCUCCUGGCUCCUGAUCCUGCUGGUUUUCGUCAUUUUCUUCGUCGGGGGGAAUGUGGAGACCAUCUUCUGCAGGAACUGGAAGAACCAGGAGCUGUUCAAGUUUGUUGACACGCCAGGAAACCUGCCCAGCAAUCUGGACGUCACAAACGCCUUCGGGAUCAAAUUCAACACCAGCGCUGUUUACAAUGGCUGCAAGGCUGGUCAGUCUCUCUACACAGUUCUCAAUCUGGACCAGCAAUUUAAUCUGCAGAAGUUUCUGGAUGUCAGUAAGCUCUCUGCAGAGUUCACUGUGAAGCUGGGCUUGCUGAGUGUGGAUCUCAGUGGCGUGCAGCUGCUGUCUGACGAGGGCCGAAAGAAAGUGCAGGAGUUCAGAGAUGUCAACAAAAUCAACAACUCCUUCAAUAGCACAGAGUUAAAUAAAAGCCCAGUGCAAACCGACCUCCUGAUGUUUGCAGCCCAGCUGGAGAAAAAGGCAUCAGAGCAGGUGGAUCCUCUGGUAAAAAACAACUUGACAGACGAAGCCCAAAAACUGAGAGACUUGCAGAGAGACGUCGUAGACUUGCAGAUAAACGACGUGGCAGAAUUGAAUGCCAGCCUUAGCGCCCUGUCCUUCACCAGAAAGGACCUGCAGGGUCACGCUGAUAAAACCUUAAGCAGCCUCGAUACUGUGAAGAGCAAACUCAAGACCGAUCCUCUUGAAAUUACAACAAAGCUGUCCCUCUGUUUUCUCGAUAAAGCCUUGGCCAGUUUGCAGCAGUACCUGGACUGGGUUUUGAAAAUGGUUGUUGAGUUGUUGAGUUGUCAGUCUCUGAUUGUCUCCCUGGAUAACGUCUACACCAUCAGCUGUGAGAAUGUACUGAACCCCUGGAAUGCGUUUUGGUUGAGUCUGGGCUGGUGCACGCUCUUCCUCAUCCCCAGCAUCAUCUUCGCCGUCAAAACAGCGAAACACUUCAGAGCCGUGAGGAGCAGCGCCAAAUCAAUUGACCUCGUCUCGCUGGACACCAGGGCUAUGUUUGGUCAGUUGCCCCGAGCGAAGCUGUACCAGUAGAGGCGCGUCUCACUUGUGUGGCAGGAACAGCAUCAUCACGUUUAGAAGCUUUCCUAGCUGCGGAAUGACGGUUCGAGGAAGGGCGAAAAAAGACAGAAGACCUUCAUCCCAAAUCCCGAGACCCUCUGAUUAUUCACACCCAGCCUUAGAUUCAGAUCGUUUGAGAAGCUGCUUCCUGCUACCCGGGUCACUUCCUGUGCUGCGGGUCAAGCAAAGAACAAAAUGUGUAGUCCCGGUGUCACAGCAUAUAUAUUCCCCCUGGAUAUUUGAUCUCCCUAGGAACCAAUAUUCAGGAAUAUCGGUUCCCCUUCCAAAUAUUUGUACCCCCUUAUCCUUUUGUAACAGUCAUCUUUCUUUGCAUAGAAGUCUUUAUCCAUGCACUUUCAAAUAAACAUUUUAGACUACUUUUCCUAACCCCAACCGUAACCUUGUACCACCCAGUCCCCUAACCCCAACCCAAUAUUUGCUGAAUAUUGGUUCCUGUUUCCCUCCCUGCAAUAAUAAAAGUGACAAAACUACUAAAAUGAUGUUGCAUUCAAAAGAAAUAUGUAUUACACAUGUUGCAAUUAUUUUACAGGCUUGAUUAAUUAUAAUAAAUAACAGCAGUAUCAGAUUCUCCAACA